Molecule: messenger RNA, 2840 nt
Organism: Rubroshorea leprosula
Lineage: Eukaryota; Viridiplantae; Streptophyta; Magnoliopsida; Malvales; Dipterocarpaceae
Source: the annotation of a GenBank genome assembly
AUUUCCUCUGUUCCAGUUUAUUUGCCAUCGCUUCCAUCUCCUUCUUUCGGUCUCUUUUCUUCUUCAUUCUCACCCAAAAAGUACUUCUGCUUUGCUUAUCCCGAUCUUGCUGCUGUAUUGAAGCCCAGUUUCUUACAUCAAUCCCAGAUCUAGUGGUUUGCUUAGUCCCAAUCGAUAAGUAUCUCUUUCUUUGGGUCUCUUUUCUUCUUCAUUAUUACCCAAAAAGUACUUUUGCUUUGCUUAUCCUGAUCUUGUUGCUCUAUUGAAGCCUGGUUUUCCAACAUCAAUCCUAGAUCUAGUGGUGUGCACAGUACCCAAUCGCUCAGUUUUUCGACAUCAAUCCCAAAUGCGGUGGUGUGCAUCAAUCUUUAACCGGUGAAACUGCAUGGACCCCAGCUGCUGGUGCUGUUUUUCCAGAUUAGGAUGUGAGUGAAGUAAGGGUUGAAGAUGCUGUUGAUUUAGAAGAAGGAAGUGGUGAUUCUGAUGAGGUGAACAUCAUGGCUACGUGAACCCAAAGAAGCAAUGAAAAAAGGAAGAACAAAGAUGGUAGUUCAAGUAACCCUAAAGGAAAGAAAGUUAAAUUGGGGGGAGCAGCAUACAUGCAAAGACAAUUGGAUCGUCUUUGUGAUGUAGUUGAAAGUUACACCAAAGCUAGUUUAACUGAAUCAUCAAGGAAGAAUUAUAAAGAUGCAUCUAUUGAUAGCGUUGGAGAAUGCAUGGAUAUGUUGUUGACUUUGCCUAGGAUUGAAGAUGGUGAUGAAUUAUUUAUGUUAGGUACUUGUUUGUUUGUGAAAUAAGAAUAUAGAAAUAUGUUUAGGAGCAUCAAAUCUGUUAACUCUAAAAUUUCUUAGCUAAAACAUGAGUUGGAGACAGACAAGGUGAGGGCUAAGUUGAAUAGGCAAAAAGUUGGUAAAAAGCACUAGGAUGAACGAGAACCACAAAUUCAUCUGAGUGAGAAUUCAUUCAACAAUAUAAGCAUGGAAGAGUGGUGGACUAAUAUGAACUACAAAGUAAAGUUGGCUUGAGUUUAGAAGGCACACUUGAUAGUAGCAGAAUGGGCAAUCCACACAUUUUGGUCAUACCUUAUCCAGCUCAAGGUCAUGUGAGGCCUCUCUUUGAACUCUCACAAUUGUUGGUCAAAAAUGGCAUCAAAAUCACCUUCGUGAACACUGAAUUUUCACAUCAACGAAUCAUAAAUGCAUUUGGAAGCAAGGUAAGUGUAGAUGGUUCAAUUCGUUUUGUCUCACUUCCAGAUGGGAUGGGUGUGGAUGAGAAUAGGAACCAAAUAGGGAGAUUACUUGAAUCUAUCUGCCAAUUUAUGCCCAUGGAGUUGAAGCAACUUAUAAAUGAGAUAAAUAGAUCAAAUGGUGAUGAAGUUACGUGCAUAUUGACUGACAUGUCUAUGGGGUGGCCGUUAGAAGUAGCAGCAGAGCUGGGAAUAAAGGCAGCGGCUCUAUUCCCUGCAUCAGCAUUAUCUUUAGCCUCAAUGUUUGCCGUCCCAAUGAUGAUUGAUAGUGGAGUUGUUGAUGAAAACGGUACCCUACUUAAGCAUGAGAUGAUUCAAUUGUCCUCAGAAACUCCUGCCAUUAACCCAUCACAUUUUUCGUGGGUAUGCAUCGAGGGCUUCACAACCCAAAAAAUUGUAUUUAACCUCUUCCAGAGGAACAUCAAAGCUAUAGAGAAAGCAGAGUGGUUGCUCUCCAAUUCCACGUAUGAACUAGAGGCUGGAGCAUUAGCCACCAUGGCCCCAAAAGUCCUACCCAUUGGCCCGCUUUCGACAUAUGAGGGAGUUGGAACUUUUGCUACAAAUUUCUGGCCGGAGGAUAGUUUUUGUUUGAAAUGGCUUGACAAACAACCACCACGCUCAGUCAUAUAUGUUGCAUUCGGUAGCUUCACAGUUCUUGAUCAAACACAGUUCCGGCAAUUGGCAUUAGGGCUUCAACACUCCAACAGACCAUUCUUAUGGGUUGUGAGACCAGAUAUAACGGAGGCAAAAGAGGAAGCAUACCCAAAAGGGUUUCAGGCUAGCGUGGUAGAUCGUGGUCAAAUGGUGGGUUGGGCGCCACAACGAGCAGUUUUGAGUCAUCCUUCCAUUGCUUGCUUCCUAAGCCAUUGUGGUUGGAAUUCAACCUUAGAAGGCGUAAGCAACGGAGUCCCUUUCCUUUGCUGGCCUUACUUCGCUGACCAAUUCAUGAACGAGAGUUACAUUUGUGAGAUUUGGAAGGUGGGAUUAAAAUUGGAGAAAGAUGAAAGUGGGAUCAUCCGACAAGAAGAGAUCAAGAGCAAGAUGGAGAAACUAUUAGGCGAUGAAAAUCUAAAAGCGAGGGCUAUGGAACUGAAGGAAAAAAUUAGGACUGGUGUCAAGGAAGGUAGCUACUCUGACAAGAAUCUCAAGAGUUUCAUUGAAUGGGUGAAGUCGUAGGCAAAGUUAUUAGUAUUUUGAUUUCCUGAUUUCCUCUGUUAAGGAAUAAGGAGAUUCAUUUGCCUUAGUGAGUGAUUGAUCCAAUAAUAUCUUUAAUUAUGAUUUAAUUAUAAUAUUAAUGAGUAGAUUAUAUUUAGGAUAUUUUAAUGUAAUUGAUUUAUUUUUAUAUUUGUUUACCUGAAGUCUAUAUAAAGACUAUUAUAUAAGCACCAAUUUGGUGCUUUUAAGAUUUGCAAUGAAAUGGAGAAAAAAACUAGCUUAUGAGAAAUUAUAGCAUUUUUCACUAGUUGUAAUGUUUAGUGUAGCUUAUGCUUUUGAAACCAAGUCCUUCCCAUAAGUUGCACCAAACAUGCCUUUCAUCUUUGGAAUGGGUGAGAUCUAGUAGGAAUCCCACACAUUUAAGUGCUAACACAUUGCA